AUGAGGUCCUGCGUGAGAGCGGGGACGGUGAAGCGGGUGAUACUCACAUCUUCAGACGCCGCGGUGUCGAGGAGACCCCUGCACGGCGGCGGACACGUGCUGGACGAGAGCUCCUGGUCCGAUGUUGAGUAUCUCAGAGCCAACAAGCCACCAACUUGGGGAUACGCGGUGUCCAAGGUGCUUCUGGAGAAGGCGGCCAACGAAUUCGCGGAGGAGAACAACAUGAGCCUUGUCACCAUGUUGCCCGUGUACACCUUGGGUGCGUCGCCGGAUUCCAAGGCCAGAACCAGCGUCCCCAUCACCCUUUCCCUGUUAUCCGGCGACGAGGCACAGCUGGGCGUCCUGUUAGGCCUGCAGGCGGUCACAGAUGACUCCCUGGCGAUAUGCCAUGUGGACGACCUCUGUCGUGCCAAGGUGUUCGUCGCCGAGAAUGAGUCCUCGGCAGGAAGGUACAUCUGCUGCAGCAACAACACCACCAUCCUGCAACUUGCUCAUCUCCUUGCGGAGAAGUACCCACAAUACAACUUGAAACCCGAACGCUUUGAUGGGUACCCAGAGAAGCCGAGAGUGUGUCUGUCGUCCGAGAAGCUCAUCGGGGAAGGAUUCACGUUCAAGUACAAUGACCUGAGUGAAAUCUUCGAUGACCUCGUCGAGUACGGCAGGACCACAGGGAUUCUUCCCUACUGA
Molecule: messenger RNA, 687 nt
Organism: Triticum turgidum subsp. durum (durum wheat)
Lineage: Eukaryota; Viridiplantae; Streptophyta; Magnoliopsida; Poales; Poaceae
Source: the annotation of a GenBank genome assembly